Messenger RNA from Lentinula edodes (shiitake mushroom), 846 nucleotides. RefSeq lists its product as uncharacterized. NCBI's taxonomy places the organism in Eukaryota, Fungi, Basidiomycota, Agaricomycetes, Agaricales, Omphalotaceae. The coding region runs from base 1 to 846 and encodes 281 amino acids. The transcript has a single exon. The record is from RefSeq and is a predicted model, not a curated record.
AUGAGGACGGAGCGUACGGAUUCUUCUCUAACAUCUGUAUCAACAUCAUCAAAACCGAACAGCCCCCCACCUUCUCCAAACAAACGGCGGACAUCCAAUUCUUCCAAUCUUUGCACAUCCAAUUCCCUUCAACGACGAAGAACCUCGAACUCCUCCCAAAAUAGACCGUUUGCGAAUCAAACUCAUCUUUCUCCUGGUGGUGGUCCUUCUUCAUCUUCACAAGAUCAAUUAGGAGGAAGUCAACCGCAUCCUUUACCUCCGCGAACUCGAGUCAACUCAAUUAUGAGUCGAGGUAUGGAGGCCGCGCAAAGUUUCACCAGUCCCUUAGCACAGAUAUAUCAGCCUUUGGUCGUUGAUGAUGAUCUCCCUCUUGCGAGUGAUGAGUCCCUAGGUCUAGACCAGGUUCCCUCGGUACCACAGGGUGGUGCUCCGCUGAUUAGCUACGGGCCAACAACACGAAGACGGCUGUCGUCUAUGCAGGGAGUUCAUCGGCGUAAUACAAGCAAUGUUGGGCUUCUUCGUCAAAGCAAUAAUAUUAGCAAUAAUAACUUGGGUACACCGAAUCGACAUCUUCAGCAUGUGCAACAACAGCAACCGCGGUCUCAGCAGAACUUUCCUUCGAUGCAGGAAGUCAUGAGUGGUGCAGAUGGUGUUAUUUCGGAGAGCCCGUCUAGUCGUGGGGGCUUGGAUAUACCUACGGCCGGACAGAUUCAGGAGGAGGAGGGGAGUGCAGGUGGUGCUUCGCAGUGGUCGGAGAGGUUGGCGAAGUUGGAGGAAAGACAGGAAAGGAUUGAAAAUUUGUUGGAGGGCAUUGCAAAGGAUUUGAGAGACAGAGGAAAAGUGUAG